Limulus polyphemus (Atlantic horseshoe crab) is the source of this 2662-nucleotide messenger RNA. Its product is annotated as clusterin-associated protein 1 homolog. The record is from RefSeq and is a predicted model, not a curated record. Gene Ontology annotation, biological process: cilium assembly. Gene Ontology annotation, cellular component: centrosome; cilium; intraciliary transport particle B. The transcript is spliced from 12 exons. NCBI's taxonomy places the organism in Eukaryota, Metazoa, Arthropoda, Merostomata, Xiphosura, Limulidae. The coding region runs from base 434 to 1420 and encodes 328 amino acids.
UUUGAGGGAUGUUUCUCUGUUGAUCGCAUGCCUAAACUAUUGUUUUUAUUAUAAUACUUAGAACAAUCUAAAACUAAAAUAUUAAUAUUAAAAUAUUUUUAAUAAGUUAUUUUAUAUUCUGUUAAAAAUGUCCUACCGAGAUCUUCGAAACUUUACAGAAAUGAUGAGGGUUUUGGGAUAUCCAAGAAUGAUUUCAAUGGAAAAUUUUUGUAAUCCAAAUUUUCCACUUGUAGCUGAAAUUCUUAAAUGGCUAGUGAAAAGGAACUAACACCACAGGGGAGCAUAAGGACUACUACUGGCUUUUAUAGCUCCUUGUUUUUACUAUCCUGUUCUUCUCUGGUACUCUGGACUGUAUGAUCCUGAUGCUGAUUUACCCAGUGAUAUCGACACACAGCAAGAUAGAGUGAUAUUUGUAAAGUCUGUUGCUCACUUCAUGAGGACUAAAGCUCAAAUCAGGUUGAAUAUGAAAAAGCUCUAUAUGGCUGAUGGUUACUCGGUUAAGGAGUUACUUAAGAUCACCACACUUCUCUACAAUGCCAUGAGAACUAAAGAGUCAGGAGAUGAUCUUGAUGAAGAUAGUUCUUCUAAUUUAAAGGUGAACUUGUCUGAAAGGGUUAGUGAUUUAAAAAGAACAAGGCAGUUGGCCUCUGAAAUAACUACUAAAGGAGCUGCCUUGUAUGACUUGCUUGCAAGAGAGCUUGAUCUAAAGGAUAUGCGGACAACAGUGGUUGCCAAGCAACUGGAUAUCACAGAACUUGAAGGAGAACUGCGAAAUGCAAUUCGAAACGUUGAAGAGAAAAUUCAGAAGAUAAAUAUCUUAAUAGAGAAUGUGUCAACAGAUGAAACAAACUUGGAAGCCAAGAUAGAAAAAAGAAAAUCUGAUUUGGAAAGAAACCAGAAACGUUUACAAGCAUUGAAAUCAGUUAGGCCUCCGUUCAUGGAUGAAUAUGAACAUUUGGAAAAGGAACUUGAGAAAACGUAUGAGGAGUACACCUUUAAGUUUCGUUGUUUAGCAUUUCUAGAUCAGCAACUCGAAGAGUUGGAGAAAGCUGAACGAGAAUAUAGUGAGGAGCAAGACCUGCAGAUAAAGAAGAUGGUCGAGAAGAUUCGUCAAGAAGAGAUGUGGAGAGCAUGUGAUCCCAGCAGUCUGGAGGAUGUUACCAAUAUUGAUCAUCUUGUAGCUCUUGCAAAACCUAUGGAACUGCAACCAACUGAAGUGAAAAGAGAGUCUGCAAAACAAAGAGUAUUUGGAUCAAUGACAGGAAUGGGCAAAAAAGAAAAUUUAGAUACUGACUCGGAUCUUGAUUUGGAAGAUGAUGAUGGCUCAACUGAUGAGGAGAUUAAGUUUAACACGAAACCUGGAAACAAGAAGAUGAUUCCCAGAACUUUUCUACUGCGGGACAGCGAUGAUGACUUUUAACUUGAGUGAGAAAAUAAAUGAACAUCACAGGAAUUAGUAGAUUGUGAGAAAAUAAACGAACAUCACAGAAAUUAGCACACAGGAUAGAAGAUAGUGAGAAAAUAAAUAAACAUCACAGGAAUUAGUACACAGGAUAGAAGAUAGUGAGAAAAUAAAUAAACAUCACAGGAAUUAUUUUAAACUCUUUCUCAACCAGAUGCAACUUUACAUUUUUAGGUACUUACUUUUACAAAGAACAAAAUGAUUUUUGAUUAGAGAAUGAUGAUGUAACUGUUUUAAUGUUGUAUUAAUACACAGAACAUAAACUACCAAGAAAAUCUUCCAGUACAUCCAGAACCUGAAGGUGUAAUUGUAUUAAUACCCAGAACAUAAACCACCAGGUAAAUCUUCCAGUACAUCCAGAACCUGAAGGUGUAAUUGUAUUAAUACACAGAACAUAAACCACCAGUAAAUCUUACAGUUCAUCCAGAACCUGAAGGUGUAACUGUUUUAAUGUUGUAUUAAUACCCAGAACAUAAACCACCAGGUAAAUCUUCCAGUACAUCCAGAACCUGAAGGUGUAACUGUUUUAAUACCCAGAACAUAAACCACCAGAUAAAUCUUACAGUUCAUCCAGAACCUAAAGGUGUAACUGUUUUAAUGGCAAGAGAGAAAAUGUUACCAAAAGUAAAAUCAUCUCAAAUAAAUGUAUGUACUAAUUCAGAAAUAACUUAAUUUUAUAUUCUUCUGGUUUAAAAAUGAAGGUGCAAAACAUUUUGUAUAAAGCAUUUUUGUAAUUUGUUAAUACGACACUAGGUUUACAAACAGUUAUUUCAAAGCACUAACUACUUUCUGUAGCAAUUUUAUUAGACUUCAUUAAAUGUAAUAGUUAAUUCUAUUAGUGAACAAAUUUUGUAUUUUUAAUUGAUAAUAAAUGUUAUUUAUCAGAAAUAACAGUAUGUUUGCCUGUGUUUUAAGAAAAUGAGAAUUCAUUGUAUUUUCCCUCUUCUAAGUAGUGAAAUGUAACAUACUAGAAAAUGUUCAUAUUACAAAAAUAAGCAAUUAAAUUUUAACGUGCUGCUCGAGUGUGUACAUUUAGGGUUUGAACUGGAAGAAACAUUUCUAUACAAGGAUUUUAGUAAUGAAGAAUAUGAUGUCAUUUGUUUUGACUGAACAAGGAAAUUUAUAUUUUAUAAAAGUAGCUUAAUACUGUGUUUGGAAUGAUAUUUUCUUGAAAUAAAAGUCAUUUAAUAUUUUCUUUUA